UCAAUUUUCAGAUCACUGCAAUCCCACCGUGAAAUGCAAGGGGGAGGCGUUUCUGAACUCGGACUGUAAGUGUAUGUGCCGGACGCACACGUCCCUCGGUGCCGAGGAGUGUCCCCGCAGUAGUUACGUACAGAUCAGCGAGCCCCCUCGGCCCCGGACCCUACCGCCCCGGACCAGGACCUGGAGUAUCCCCGCCCGCUCAGGGGAGCGCAGCAAGAGUAAGGAGAACGCCAUCAUCAAACCGAAGAAAUCCAAAAAAGCUUCCAAGUGCUACCCGAAGAACGGCGCCUCCUACCGGGGCAAGCUCAGUACGACAAUCCACGGCGAGUCCUGCCUGUCCUGGAGCGACACCUUGGACCGUGACGUCAGCGUGCACACCUACCCUGGCGGGCUGGCCGGGGUGGGGAAGCACAACUUCUGCCGUAACCCUCCCUACCCUUACAGCUCCCGCCCCUGGUGUUACGUCAAGUCCAGCCGGUACUGGGACUACUGUGAUAUCCCGCUCUGUCGAGACAGGGACGGGUCAGGCGUAUCUAAGGAGAUAAACAGUAAGAAACAUAGAAAGGGCUACAAGAGUAGGGAGAGGGGGAGGAAGCAUAGACUGUGGCUACGCAGACGUCCUUCCUCUAAACCAGCUGAUACCGAGGAUAGGAGUCAUUAACUAGGACGGAUAUGAUUUUCCUUUUCUAGCCGCGAGGGGGCGUUAGUUGACGGAGGAGAGAUGGCGUUGUACAUACCGAACGUUUCUGUAUAUUAAACACAUUCCUUGUAAAGUUUUGUAUUUACAAAUGAUGUUAAAAAUGGUGGACUUGACUCAUGGAGGGUGUGAGGGCUUCUGCAUCAAGUCAUUGAAUAUCGUGUGGAAAGUCAUUGAAUAUUGUGUGGAAAAUCUCAAGAAAGUAGUUGCGACGAUAAGAUACAUAACACAGUCACUAGCUGUAAAAUACAUUGUAGUCAUCAGCUGUGCAGCGCCGACUAGCGGCUCUACCGGUAAUGCAUCUCCAGAAUACAGAAUACUUUCACCCUAGUUACUUUAAGAAUUUCUAGCUCUAUGUUAUUUGUAUAUUUUGCACAUCUUAACACUAUUGUCACAAAGGUUUUAUGAUCUCGUUUGUCUAUUAUUUCCUAAUCACUUAGACUUAAUAUUUCAGGUUAUGGUAAGAUUUUCAUUUUGUGAAGCAAUUUAGUCGGUAUCAUACUGUGGCGAUACUCGAGAAUGUCAACUAUUUAUAAGCACAGGCUCAGUGGAUAUAUGUACUUAUAAGACGUUUGCAGGGAGCGCUUUUCACAAUUCAUAGAUACCGAUUACCUCACCGGCAUUGCUAAGUUAUACGGACACUAUUUAAGAUGUCUUGAAGAGAAACGAAGACCUCACAUAGUCUCGAUACAAAGCCUCAUUGAUCACUCAUAUGUAUUAUUUUGACAACAGGUUUGAACUGAAUAAACCAAAAAGCCACCACA
Messenger RNA from Branchiostoma floridae (Florida lancelet), 1461 nucleotides. Its product is annotated as plasminogen-like. NCBI's taxonomy places the organism in Eukaryota, Metazoa, Chordata, Leptocardii, Amphioxiformes, Branchiostomatidae. Gene Ontology annotation, molecular function: signaling receptor binding; endopeptidase activity. The coding region runs from base 74 to 661 and encodes 195 amino acids. The record is from RefSeq and is a predicted model, not a curated record. The transcript has 2 exons.